This is a messenger RNA of Harpia harpyja (harpy eagle), 4011 nucleotides long. RefSeq names its product MIS18 binding protein 1 (gene MIS18BP1). The record is from RefSeq and is a predicted model, not a curated record. The transcript is spliced from 16 exons. NCBI's taxonomy places the organism in Eukaryota, Metazoa, Chordata, Aves, Accipitriformes, Accipitridae. Bases 89 to 3559 code for a protein of 1156 amino acids.
GGGGCGGGCUACGGCCGCCGCGCGCGCGGGGCUUUGGCGCCGGUCUGAGGAGAAAGGGCGGGCGGCGGCUGAGGGGAACCGCGGCGAGAUGAUCGUGACCCCCGCCCGCCGCCGGGGAGACCUGCCGUUCCGCUCGGUGUUCCUCAACAGCAUCCCCGCGGACACGCUGACUCCCCUGAAGGAGCUGCUGAGGCGCCAGGGCACCCUCGAGGCGGCGGAGCAGCCGGAGCCGGCGGGCCGUGCGGGGAGCCGCGCCGAAGGGCCGGCGGCCGGCGGUUUGGGCGACGGCGUCUUGCAGUCCCCGCUGCCGGCGGGCGGCGAGAAGCAGCGGGAUGCCGGUGGGAUGCCGGCCGGCUCCAGCCUUGGCCCCGAGCGGCGGCCGAAGCGGCGGGCGUGCGAGCCUCCCGCCCACGAGUCCCCGGCCAAAAUCUUCCAGCGGAUGAAGACCAGGGCCUUGCGGCAGAAGCAGGACCUGGGGCCGCCCGCGGGGAAGGCGCCGGAGAGGAGCUGCGGCAGCGACCUGAUCCUGACUCCCGUCCCGAAUCCCGAGGAGCAGGGGCGAAGGCCUAAGAGAAAUCCUGUCACGGCAGAAGGUCGGCAGAGACCCGCCGAGGUGCCAGAACUACCUUGUGCUCUGAUUCCUGAGAACCAAACCAUGAAAGCACUAGCCAUAGAUCCUCUUGUAUUGGAAUCCCCUCAGAAGUUCUUCUUGCGUGUAAAGUGGAAAUUGCAGCAGCAGCGAAAAGAUUCAACACCUUCAAACCCAGUCAAGCAGAACAUUCCUCCUUCCACAACUACAGAAAAGCCGUUAGUCAAAUCUGCUUUUGCUGAGCAGCUCAGGAAUGAUCCUACAGAGUAUGUGGCCACUGAUAAGGAUGAUCAGGAUGAUUUCCUUGUGGAAUCAGUGGAUGCUGAUGAUGAAAUGUCUGUGAAUUUAAAUUCCAGCCCUUUUAAAAAUGGGGAUCAGUUAGAAGAAAGGUGGGGAAAUGGAGAAGCAAAACGUACUGAACUUCAUCAAGACAGAAGAGAGUUGCAGCCAAGUAAUAAGCAAGCUGCUUGUGGAGUAGAAAAGACACUGGAGACUAAUUCUCAAAAGCCCUCACAGUGCUUAUGUAGUAUUAUGUUCUCUUCUCCCGAAGUCCACAUUCCAAGGAGGCAAAAGCCGAAAGAAGGCUAUACGGUUGCUUUGAAUAAACCUCAUACAGAUCAAGUUGCUGAGAAAGCAGACAAAGAGCAAAAAAAAAUCUGCCUAACCAGUUGGAGAAUUAAAGUGAUGGAUGGUAACACUGCAAUAUAUGUUGAAGGAAAACGGAAAGAUAUGAAAGAUCUGUCAUGGCAUAGUAAUGCAAUUAUGGAACGCAUAGCACACAACCAAGUUAAAACAUCAUCUGGCAGUAUCUACUUGCUACAGGGAAAUAUAGACUCAGCUUCGAUGAGGAAAGAAGGAUUUCCCUACCGUUUCAUCAAAAGAUUUACAUACGGGUUUUCCAAAAAGUGGAAGGAAUAUGUUGAGGAGUUUCUUGAGGAAAGGAGAAGGAAAGAACGAAAACAAAAUAAACAAAAUACUGUUGAGGAUGAAGAUGAAGAUGAAGAGGGUGACUCAGUGGUGGACACGGAUGUGUUGAAAAAUGCAAAAGGUUCAGCAAGACAUGUAAAGAAACCUGAAACCAGAAACACCACCUAUGAAGUAUUACCGAAGAAUGAUAAAAACGCUUAUACAACACCAGAACACAGUUCCAUAUUUGACUCAAGCAGAGUUUACACUCGUAGUGGCCGUCUUGUUAAACCACCAUUAAGCUUCUGGUGCGGGCAACGUGAGUUUGUUGAUCAGAAACUAAACGUUAAUAUAGAAGAAGGUGGAAUAGAUUAUCUGAGCAUGAUGUUUAUUAGUGCAAAAUCCCAAACAAAGACCAGUUCCAACUCUAAGAAGAAUACAAGAAAGGAAAAAAUGAAGACAACAGAAGAAACACCAAAAAGCCGAAGUCAAGGGAAAAACAAUGAAAAAGGAGUAAGUUCCAAAAGAGAAACCAAGUCUGCUAGAAGCAAGGCCAGGUACUUUGUUUCAGAUGAUGACGAAAGUGAUCAUGCAAUCAGGAGUACAGAAAUGAAAACACAGCUUUCUGUCAAGAUGACUCCCUUAAAUACCGAAGUACUAAACAAACAUAACUAUAAUAGCAGAAUCUCAGGACGGACAAAAGAAAAGAGAGAUGCGGAAUAUGGAGAACUGACUGUCUGUCAGCAGGCUUACAAGUACUCUUUAAGGUCAGCCAAACAACAAGACAAGCAUCUAACAGAAGAAUCAUCAAGCAAAGAUCAGGAAGAGGAAUCCAGUGAAGAUAUCCCACUGUCUAUCAAAAGGAAAACCAAACCUUUACUAAAACAAGAGACUCAAACCUCUAAAUCUUCCUCUAACUGUAAAAGUUCACAGGAUGAUGCAAACAAGGUGUCGUGUGAACAAAGGACAGUAAAACGCUCUAGUAGCUCCCGUAAUGUGCCGUUGAGGCAAAGUGUGCCUGAAUCCACUGACAGUUCUGGUUUACUUGAAGGAAAAACACCUUCUAGCAAGUCCAGUACUUCCCAUCUGCCUGACAAGGCAACGAGGACAAGAAGCAGAAUCAACCCUCCAAGAUAUUUGCUUGAAUCUGACACUGAGACCAAAACCAGUGAAGAGGAAUAUCAUGUAAAAGAAAAGAAUUCAAAAGUAUCUAAUAAAAAAACAAAUUGUGAAGUUUCUAAUACUGCCAUGUCUUCAGCAGCAAAAUCCAGAGAACCUGAGAGGGAAAAGGUGCAGAAAUCUCUAGAACUUUUUCAAAGGGAAACUGAUGAUUGGUCUGAAAAGGAAUUACAGAAGCUCUACAGGGCCACUGCUUUGUUUCCAAAGCACAGGAAUGGCUUCUGGGUGGAUGUGGCCAUGGCGGUGGGGUCUCGCUCUGCUGAAGAGUGCUAUGAGAAGUAUGUAGAACAACAACAGGCAAAACGUUCCAAAACGCAUGCCAAGAAGACCACCACUUCAGGAAAAUCAGAACAGAAAGAUAAGCAGGAGCCGGUUAUGAUAACUGCCAAAGUGGGAACCUUAAAAAGGAAGCAGCAGAUGAGAGACUUCCUGGACCAUUUGCCGAAGGACAACCAUGAUGAUAUUUUCACGGCGACACCCUUUCAGAAUAGAAGAGUAAAGUUGCCAAUGUUCUGGGGAAGCCAAGAUGAUGAUGACGGCGGCUUUGCACUUACGGACAACCCGAUCACACCUUCCUCAGCUGUCUUCCCUAUGGUCAAAACCCCUCAGUGUGAGCAUAUCAGCCCUGGUAUGCUGGCACCCAUCAACAGGAAUGAUUACGACAGGCACGUAUUCAGAAUGCAGAAGAACACGCAGGGCAGCAGAGGCACCUGGGACAAGGUCAAGAAGAAGUUGGCCAAAGGUGUGCUUGGUACACCAGCUUCACGCAGAACCCAGUUCAGUUUUGAGAACAAAGUGAAACAGACCCCUGUUGUAGAGAAGCUCUUUGGGGCUGAGGCAGCAGAUUCAUCAGAUGAAGAACAGGAUUUCUAUUUUUCUGUUUAAUGAACUUUGUGGGUUUUAUUAGUUCAGUACUUAUGUGCCUCUUGUACAAAGCCAAGGGCUUUGGCCACCUCUCUGAGAUGGUGUUCCUGUCAUGUUAGGAGUUCAGUCUGGAAGCCUUGCCCUGCAGUGUUUUUAUGCAUUUUAACACCAUUCUCACCUCGUUACCUCUCCAGCAACGUUUGUCAUUUUUUCUGUGUGUACAAAGUGGUGCUUUCUUGCCCAGGCUCCUCCUUUCUGUUGCCCUGGUUCUCCUGGGGGAGGGGGAAAUGUACAUGGAUAUGAAUUACUGGCAAGUUCUGAUUUGUUUUAAGAUAAAAUAUCUUCUUACAACAUAGCUGUGCAAUAAACUUAUAGUUGUACAGGCUCUAACUUAUUGGAAUUGCUUUUUAACUCCUUCUACUAAGAAUCUGAAUUUUUACAUUUCCUUAAUGUAAUAAAAAAGGACAAGCUUA